Penicillium verrucosum is the source of this 1938-nucleotide messenger RNA. Its product is annotated as GMC family oxidoreductase. Gene Ontology annotation, molecular function: oxidoreductase activity, acting on CH-OH group of donors; flavin adenine dinucleotide binding. The transcript is spliced from 2 exons. The record is from RefSeq and is a predicted model, not a curated record. Lineage: Eukaryota; Fungi; Ascomycota; Eurotiomycetes; Eurotiales; Aspergillaceae. The coding region runs from base 1 to 1938 and encodes 645 amino acids.
AUGCACAAGGGGUCUUCGGAAAGCGAGAGUUUCACCACGGAGUAUGAUUAUGUCAUUGUUGGCUCUGGCGCUGGAGGUGGCCCUGUAGCGGCACGAUUGGCUAUUGCAGGAUACAAGGUGCUUCUUCUAGAAGCAGGAGAUGACCAGGGGAAUGCGACCCAGCAAAUUGUCCCCGCGCUGCAACUUCAGUCCACUGAAUACGAACCGAUGAGGUGGGAUUAUUUCGUGAACCAUUACUCGAACUUGACUCGUCAAAAAGAAGACAGCAAGAUGACUUACCGAACACCUGCCGGUGACCUCCAUGUUGGAAGCAAUGGCCCAAAUGGCUCCGAGCCUCUGGGGAUUCUAUACCCUCGAGCAGGUACUUUGGGUGGAUGCUCUGCUCACAAUGCCAUGAUCACCAUCUACCCGUACGAAAAUGACUGGGAGCAACUGGCCAGUCUCACCGGCAAUGCGUCAUGGUCUGCCUCAAAUAUGCGACAAUACUUCCACAGACUGGAGCGCAACCGAUAUCUUCCCAGCAGCUUACUGGGCCACGGAUUCGACGGAUGGCUUACAACGAGUCUUACAGACUUGCGUCUCGUCAUUGAAGACCAAAAGCUUCUGUCCUUGAUCCUAGCCGGUGCCACCGCCGCGGGCCAAACACUGUUGGGUAAAUUGAUCACCACGGUCACGGGCCUUGCAGGAGUCUUACUACGUGAUCUGAACAACCCCCUUCCCUCGCGCGACUACGACGAGGGUCCAUACCAAGUACCGCUCGCGGUGGAUGUUCCCGAGUACAAGCGUACAGGCCCUCGAGAAUUCCUCAUGAAGACAGUCAGCGCUGUGAACUCCGAUGGUUCGCGAAAAUACCACCUUGAUAUCCAGUUGAACACUCUCGUAACCAAACUUCGGUUCGACACCACCGGAGCUAAGCCACGAGCUACCGGGGUUGACUAUCUUCAAGGGCAGAGUCUAUAUCGUGCAGACCCCCGGGCUUCCCAGACAUCGUCUAAUGGGACACCGGGUAGUGUUAGCGUUGCUCGUGAAGUGAUCCUGUCUGCAGGCUCGUUCAACACUCCACAGCUGCUGAAACUGAGUGGAAUUGGUCCAAAGGAGGAGUUGUCCAAGCUUGGAAUCUCAACUUUAGUAGACCUCCCCGGUGUCGGUCGCAAUCUUCAGGACCGAUAUGAGACGGGCGUAGUGGGCAAGUCACCUACCGACUUCGUCCUCACAUCCAAAUGUACCUUUUUGUAUUCUCUUCCCGACCCAUGUCUGGAACAAUAUGAGAACAAUCCCCUCUUCAAAGGCACAUAUACCACGAAUGGAAUUGCCAUCGCCAUUGUUCGCAAGUCAUCCGUCGCAGAGGAUGAGCCCGACCUAUUGAUUUCAGGAGCACCCGCCAACUUCCCCGGCUAUUACCCUAACUACUCCUACGAAGGUCUCAAAGAUGCACAACAUUGGACCUGGAUCACGUUAAAGUCUCGGUCCCGCAACAAUGCUGGCACGGUUGAGCUCCGAUCUACUGACCCCCGUGAUACACCCCUUAUCAACUUCCACUCGUUCGAUACCGGAGUGACCACGGAUGGCGCAGAUGAUAAGGACCUUCAGGCUUCAUACGAAGCAAUGCAAUUCUCCCGCACAAUCUUCGAUGACCUUAUUCCCCUCGAUGGCGGAUUUGAAGAGGUCUGGCCGGGGCCCAAUGUCACUACCGAGAGUGAGAUGAAAGACUUCAUUAAGCAAGAGGCAUGGGGCCACCAUGCCUGCUGUACUGCUGCUAUUGGAGAGGAUGGGGAUCCUCAGGCUGUGCUGGAUGCUGACUUCCGUGUUCGUGGGGUUGACGGGCUGCGUGUUGUGGAUGCUUCGGUCUUUCCCAAAAUUCCGGGGUACUAUAUCGCCCUACCUAUUUAUAUGAUCAGCGAGAAGGCUGCUGAGGUUAUCAUUGCCGAUGCUGUAUGA